Neoarthrinium moseri is the source of this 636-nucleotide messenger RNA. RefSeq lists its product as uncharacterized. Bases 1 to 636 code for a protein of 211 amino acids. Lineage: Eukaryota; Fungi; Ascomycota; Sordariomycetes; Amphisphaeriales; Apiosporaceae. The transcript is spliced from 2 exons. Gene Ontology annotation, molecular function: acyltransferase activity, transferring groups other than amino-acyl groups. The record is from RefSeq and is a predicted model, not a curated record.
AUGGCCAUAAACAUUGCACAGGCUACCCAAGACGACCUUCCCGACUUGGCAGAAGUCAACCGGUCAGCUUAUUCCGGCGAGGCGGCCUCGAGGUUCGCACACAAGAAUUGGCGAGAUGAGAAGCACGUGUACGAAUUCUUCAGAGGCAGACUUACCAGUCGCUUUCAGGAUGAAGCGAUGCAGGUACUCAAAGCCGUCGAAGCGGAUACGAAUAAGAUUGUCGGAUUUGCCUGCUUGACCUUGGAGACAGAUAAUGAGGCAGGACCUACUCCGACCGGCAUGAUGUUGCAGAAGAUGCCACCUUCCAUGAACAAAGACUUUAUCGUAGCCGCUGGUACCAAAAUCGAACAACUGCGGGAACACAGGAGAGAUGAGAAACAUUAUUACCUCUCCACCCUUGCCGUUACGCCCGAACGCCAGGGACGGGGCAUUGGCUCACAGCUACUGAAGUAUUGCCUCGAGAUGUCUGACAAGGCCAGCCUCCCAUGCUGGUUGAUCGCGUUUCCUGCAUCGUACCAGAUAUACCUGCGAUUCGGCUUUGAGAAAGUAGACCACCGGGAUAUCGAACUGAAUCAUUGGGAUAGCUACAAGUUCCGGGGUUAUGGCAUCUACCAAAACUACUCCAUGGUGCGAUGA